GCGACAGACAGGCCAGAGUCGCUCGUUUUCAAUUUGUUUCUCUCUUUUUCGGGUUUCCAAUUAACUAUUGUUCUUUCCGCUUCGUUGUGUAGUGAUUUGCCCGACCUCGAAAUGCGGCCCGAAGACCAGAAUUACACCCUCUCGCUUUUCCGUUGACAAAGGCAUUUUUGCUCGAACUGUGGAGGACUGGUCUGGGUCCGGUGCCGGCCACCUUGUUAGUUUCCGCGGCAUGGCAGAAAACGGCCAGGGAAAUACCGCUGAAGAGCUACGGAACCAGCUCGAGACGAUCGAACUGCGCCACCAGAGUUCGAGUUCCAGCUUCCCUUCAAACGCUGGCGUGGCCGAAGGGAGCUCGCAAGCCGAGGAACCUCGAGGAACACGCUCACGCCCGGCGCUGAGACUCCUUCCAGCUCGCCCAGGGGCCCGCUCCCACAGUUUUGACAGCAGCAGGUCGCCUGGUGUUCGACAGCCUCGCUCACCUCUACCAAUAAGGUCUCCCGACCUCUAUACGAUCCAGUCGCGCACUCUUGCGUCGCCACCGAGGCACGAUGGACCUUCGACCGUCCCUGCGCGCCUUCGAGCGGAAGAACCGAGGGUUUCCCUGACCCGUCCCCGUCAGACGUUUGACGAAUUGCGAGACAACAUCGAACUACCCGCGGAUACCGAAAAGAGCACUGUUACGCCCUCGCAGCUCGGUUGGGGUGGUUGGAAAAAGGACCGCAAAAGGGGGCCUGCUAGCCGCUCGUGGAUCAAGGUCCAGGAGGCUACCGAGAAGGCCUACAAUCGAUACAUUGUGGAGGGGCUGCUGAGGCAGAAACCGACCCCGCCGAGCAAGGAUGGGAGGCAUAUCCCUCUGAGACCGGGACUGGCGAGACGGAAGCCCCUGAAGGACGAGCGGACGGGGCACUCCUACGUGCCCAAUCUCAUCCGGUCGAGCCGAUAUACCGUCUGGGAUUUUCUGCCCAAGCAGCUGUUUUUUCAGUUCAGCAAGCUUGCCAACUUUUAUUUCCUCAUCAUUGGUAUUCUGCAGAUGAUACCCGGCCUCAGCACGACGGGCACAUAUACGACAAUCGGGCCUCUGAUCGCAUUUGUGGCCCUUAGUAUGGCAAAGGAGGGAUACGACGACUACCGCAGGUACAGGCUCGACAAGCUGGAGAAUAGGAGCUCCGUUUCCGUGCUGGACCCGGAGGGCACCGUUAGAAGGGAGCCCAGGAUAGAGCGCCGCGUGUCUCGGGGAUUCUUUAAGAGGGAAAAGCCGGCGGCGGAGGCAGGGGCGCAAGCGACCGAGUUGGAAUCCGCGUGUGCUGAAGGCGCAGAGCCCGGGCAGUGGGCAAAGGUGGAGUGGCAGGAUCUGAGAGUGGGAGAUAUCGUUCGACUGCACCGAGACGAGAACGUGCCCGCCGACAUCGUCCUGCUCCACGCAACGGGCCCGAAUGGCGUCGCAUUCAUCGAGACGAUGGCGUUGGACGGCGAAACGAACCUGAAAAGCAAGCAGGCCUGCCCGCUACUCGCCAAGCACUGUUCUUCCAUCGCCGGAAUGGGACGGAGCGAAGCCGAAAUCGUGUCGGAAGACCCGAAUAUCGAUCUUUACAAUUUCGAGGGCAGAGUUACCAUCAACGGCGAAACCAUGCCGCUUACACUAAACGAGGUCGUCUACAGGGGCUCGACGCUGCGAAAUACCACCUAUGCCAUUGGGCUGGUCAUCAACAGCGGCGAGGAGUGCAAGAUCCGCAUGAACGCCAACAAGAAUGUCCGCGCCAAGGCCCCAGAGCUGCAGUACGCUGUCAAUCGCAUUGUCCUCAUGCUGGUGUUUUUCGUCAUCGUCCUCAGCGUCGGUUGCACCGUCGGCUAUAUCGUUUGGCGUCGCGAGUACCAGGCCUUCGCGUGGUACCUUAACCAUGGGAGUGUACCGCUGGGGCAAAUCUUUAUCGCCUUUGUCAUUGCUUACAACACGCUCAUUCCACUCUCGCUCUACGUCAGCCUCGAAAUUGUGAAGCUCGGCCAGCUGUUCCUUCUCAGCGACAUCGAGAUGUACGACCCGGUUACGGAUACGCCCAUGGUGGCCAACACGACCACCAUUCUGGAGAACCUGGGGCAGGUUAGCUAUGUCUUCUCCGACAAGACUGGUACCUUGACUGAGAACUUGAUGAAAUUCCGCAAAAUGAGCGUCGCCGGAACCGCAUGGCUCCAUGACGCGGACCUGCGCGCAGAGGACGAAAAGGGUGGCCGGGGUGUGCCGUGCAAAGAGACCGUUGAACAGACAGGGAAGGCCCCGGCAUUGAGCCCUAGGGUGUCAGUUCGUCCAGCUGAGACGGAGAUGAUGGAUGAGUCUCCCGUUGAGAGCCGUCGGGCCCAGGGCGGCCGUGCUCCGCGGACGAGCACUACUUCGAGGUGGAAAUCCUCAGUCCACCCAGCUCAAAACCAGCCCGAGCUCAAUACGGAUGACCUCCUUCGCUAUCUCGCCAACAAGCCCCACUCGCAGUUCUCGCGCAAAACCCGGCAGUUCAUCCUCUGCCUGGCGCUGUGCCAUACUUGUCUCCCGGAAACGGGCGAAGACGGGGAAAUCAGUUUCCAGGCUGCGUCUCCCGACGAGCUUGCUCUGGUAGAGGCCGCGAAGGAACUGGGUUUCCUCGUUGUUGACAGGGCGGCGCAGUCUAUGACGUUGCAAGUGCGCAACUCGGCUGGUGCAACCAUCACCGAGAAAUAUGAGAUCCUGGACGUCAUCGAGUUUAGCAGCAAGCGCAAGCGGAUGUCCAUCAUUAUCCGCAUGCCUGAUGGCAGGCUGUGCAUCUUCACCAAGGGCGCCGAUAGCGUCAUUUUGCCGCGUUUGAGGCAAAAGCAGCUUGCCAUUCAGACUGCCUCAGCCGUCGAAAGGAGGGCGAGCAUGCGCAGGAGUGUCGAGCAAGAGAUGGCUCUCCGGCGGCAAAGCAUGCAUAGCCAUAAACGGGAUAGCAUAAAUAUCAGGCGGACAUUGGACCGGAGGGAUAGCUGGCGGCGCUCUAUGGCUAUCACGGAUGAAGUUGAUCACUGGCUCUCUCGCCGUGAGAGCGAGGGCGUAGAUGCGUCACCAAGCGAAUCCGAUCCCUACCACAGUCCCCGCCGCUCUGUGGGAGGUGCCCGGUCGCUGGAGCUUGCUCGCCUCGCUGAUCCUUAUGAGGGGAUGGUGGACGAGUCAUUGGCGCUCAACGAGGCGGCCGUGUUUGAGCGCUGUUUCCAGCACGUCGACGACUUUGCCACCGAAGGGCUCCGGACGCUCAUGUUUGCGUACCGCUAUUUGGAGGAGGAUGAUUAUCGGAAAUGGAAGGAUGUGUACCUCCAGGCCACUACCAGCCUCGUCAAACGCCAGGAGCGCAUCGAGAGUGCGGCUAAGCUCAUCGAACAGGACUAUGAACUCGCCGGGGCCACGGCUAUUGAAGAUAAGCUGCAGCAGGGUGUGCCCGAGACGAUCGACAAGCUCCGGCGCGCCAACAUCAAGGUUUGGAUGUUGACCGGCGACAAGCGGGAGACGGCCAUCAACAUUGCCCAUUCAGCCCGGAUUUGCAAGCCUUUCUCCGAAGUCUAUAUUCUGGACAUCACGCAAGGCAAUCUCCAGGAACGGCUCGCCAUGACACUCACUGACGUCUGCCGCGGCAUGGUCCCGCACUCGGUCGCCGUGAUCGACGGACAUACGCUGUCGGUAGUAGAGGACAACCCCGCGCUCCGCGUGCUAUUCUUCGACCUAGUCGCUAGAGUCGACUCGGUUAUCUGCUGCCGUGCGUCGCCCUCGCAAAAGGCCAACCUCGUCCGUUGCAUCCGGCACCAAUCCCCCUCAGCCGUCACGCUCGCCGUCGGCGACGGCGCCAACGACAUCGCCAUGAUCCAGGCCUCGCACGUCGGAAUCGGCAUUUCCGGCCGCGAGGGCCUGCAGGCCGCGCGCAUCUCGGACUACUCGGUCGCCCAGUUCCGUUUCCUCCAGCGCCUGCUGUUCGUCCACGGCCGCUGGAACUACGCUCGUAGCGGCAAGUACAUCCUGGGCACCUUCUGGAAGGAGGUCGUCUUCUACCUGCUGCAGGCCCACUACCAGCGCUACAACGGCUACACGGGCACCUCGCUCUUCGAGUCCACCUCCCUCACCGUCUUCAACACCAUCUUCACCUCCCUCUCGGUCAUCAUCCCGGGCAUCUUCGAGCGCGACCUAACCGCCGAGACCCUGCUCGCCGUGCCGGAGCUGUACACGUUCGGGCAGCGCUGCCGCGGCUUCAACUUCCCGCAGUACCUCGGGUGGAUGGCCAUGGCGGUCGCCGAGUCGGGCAUCAUCUACUACGCCCUCAUGUUCCUCGAGGUCCACGACCGCACCCUCGUCAUCCUCGCCGGCAUGGCUAUUUCCAUCCUCGGCUGGUGGCUGUGGAACAUCCUGCUGAGCGUCGUGUUUGGCGGCAAGAUCGGGCCGUACGUCGUGCGCGAUGCCUUUCUCGAGGGCUUCGGCCGCGACGGCUUGUGGUGGCUCGUGCACUUUAUCGUGCUGUCCGCGCUGAUCGUCUUUGAGCUCGGCGUGUCGGCCGUGAGGAAGUCGCUGUGGCCGACGGAUCGGGAUCUGAUGCAGGAGGUGGAGCAUGUGCAUGGGGUGAAGGACGUGUUGCGGGAGCAUGCGGACGGUGGGGAGGCGGGGCUCGCCCAUGCCGGGGCUGGCGGGGAGGGUGGUGGUGGUGGCGGUGGUGGUGGUGCUGCCGCCGCUGCUGCGAGGGCCGGGGGCGAUGCGGCCUCGCUCAAGACAGUCACGUCGAUGUCGGCGUCGGCGUCGGCGCCGUCGCAGGGGCCCGAGGAGACGGUGCCCGGCUGGCAGCGGUGGGAGGGGCAGGCGUCGCAUUCCGCGCACGGCGCGGCCGGUACGCCCGUCAGCGCGCGUCUGACGGGGGAGUUUGUGCGGCGCCAGUUUACGCCGCCGGCGGAGGAGCGUGAGAACCCCAUGGAGAGUGUGGAGGCCAAGGGUAAGGGGGAUGCGCGACGGGGUUGAUGUCACGUUCGUUUAUGACUAAAUGGGGUAUGUUGGAAAGGGGUCGGCUCGCGUGAGAUUUUGGAUUGGGAAGGAUGCACAAAUCUAUAUAUAUACCGCCAAAGCUGUGUAUAUCGGUGCAUUUACUUGGAGCAUGGGUGUUUGGGCGUAUUGGGCAUUUGGUCUUGGUUUUGCGCAUUGGAUAUCUUGAGCUUUCUUGGGGUAUUUUGGAUCAACUGCAUCACAUUCAUUAUCGGCUGAGGCCUUGUCAAAAAGGAGGUGGGGAUACCCUAGUCGAGAGCAAAUACAGCAUGUUUUUUUUUUUG
This is a messenger RNA of Chaetomium fimeti, 5298 nucleotides long. RefSeq lists its product as uncharacterized. NCBI's taxonomy places the organism in Eukaryota, Fungi, Ascomycota, Sordariomycetes, Sordariales, Chaetomiaceae. Gene Ontology annotation, molecular function: ATPase-coupled intramembrane lipid carrier activity; ATP binding; magnesium ion binding. The transcript has 2 exons. The record is from RefSeq and is a predicted model, not a curated record. Gene Ontology annotation, cellular component: plasma membrane. The coding region runs from base 230 to 4993 and encodes 1587 amino acids. Gene Ontology annotation, biological process: phospholipid translocation; endocytic recycling; post-Golgi vesicle-mediated transport.